Messenger RNA from Lagenorhynchus albirostris (white-beaked dolphin), 3133 nucleotides. RefSeq names its product polypeptide N-acetylgalactosaminyltransferase 16 (gene GALNT16). NCBI's taxonomy places the organism in Eukaryota, Metazoa, Chordata, Mammalia, Artiodactyla, Delphinidae. The transcript is spliced from 15 exons. Gene Ontology annotation, cellular component: Golgi apparatus. The record is from RefSeq and is a predicted model, not a curated record. Bases 574 to 2346 code for a protein of 590 amino acids.
CGCAGUUCAGAGCGCAGUCCAGAAAGGCAGCUCCGCAGCGCGGGCCCGGGCCGGGGUCGCGCAUCUCCAACCGGUGACUCAGGGCCGCUCGGUCCGGGGGUGGGUGGAGGUAGGCGGGACAGACCAGGGCCGCGCGCGGGCAGCCGCCAGGAGCUCGGUCGCCGAGCCGUUGGAGCCGAGACUGGCUCUGGCCCGUCGCCAUUCCGCCGCGGGCGUCUGCCUCGCCGGGCCUUCCUCCGGCGCCGCUUUGCACCCGCUACGCUCCUCUCUCGGGGCGCAGCGGCCCCGCAGCCGGCCGGGGCUGGAGCGGGGGGCGGGCUCUGCGCGCGAAUGAAUGGGCGCCCGCGGGAGGCGCGCGCCUCGGACUGAAGGGCAUUAGGACCGUGAGGAUCGCUCCGUGCUCCUGUCUCUCCCUAUCCCCCCCCCAACCCCCCACCUCUCUCCUUUUUCUGCUCUGCGGGACUGAGCAGCCCGGCGCGAGCGAAAACAAACAGCUGAGGCUGCGAGUGCCCCCGCCCCGGCUCCAAGAGCACGCCGGCCCGGGCCCCUACUCCGGGCGCCCAGCCGCCCACCAUGAGGAAGAUCCGCGCCAAUGCCAUCGCCAUUCUGACCGUAGCCUGGAUCCUGGGCACUUUCUACUACUUAUGGCAGGACAACCGAGCCCACGCAGCAUCCUCCGGCGGCCGGGGCGCGCAGAGGGCCGGCGGGAGGCCGGAACCGCUCCGGGAGGACCGCACCAUCCCGCUCAUUGUGACAGGAACACCCUCGAAAGGCUUUGAUGAGAAGGCGUACCUGGCAGCCAAGCAGCUGAAGCCUGGAGAGGACCCCUACAGACAGCAUGCCUUCAACCAGCUGGAGAGCGACAAGCUGAGCCCUGACCGGCCCAUCCGGGACACGCGCCAUUACAGUUGCCCAUCCGUGUCCUAUUCGUCGGACUUGCCGGCCACCAGCGUCAUCAUCACCUUCCACAACGAAGCCCGCUCUACCCUCCUGCGCACAGUGAAAAGCGUCCUGAACAGAACUCCUGCCAGCCUGAUCCAGGAGAUCAUUCUAGUGGAUGACUUCAGUUCAGAUCCUGAAGACUGUCUUCUCCUGACCAGGAUCACCAAGGUCAAAUGCCUGCGCAACGACCGGCGGGAAGGGCUGAUCCGGUCCCGAGUUCGCGGGGCAGAUGUAGCCGCAGCUGCUGUCCUCACCUUUCUGGACAGCCACUGCGAAGUGAACACCGAGUGGCUGCAGCCCAUGCUGCAGCGGGUGAAGGAGGAUCACACCCGCGUGGUGAGCCCCAUCAUUGAUGUCAUCAGUCUGGAUAAUUUUGCCUACCUUGCUGCAUCUGCUGACCUUCGGGGAGGAUUUGACUGGAGCCUGCAUUUCAAGUGGGAGCAGAUCCCUCUGGAGCAGAAGAUUGCCCGGACAGACCCCACCAAGCCCAUAAGGACGCCUGUCAUAGCUGGAGGAAUCUUCGUGAUGGACAAGUCUUGGUUUAACCACUUGGGAAAGUAUGAUGCCCAGAUGGACAUCUGGGGGGGAGAGAAUUUUGGAGACACCAAAGGCAAGGGAAGCCAGCUCCUUCCCACCUUCACUCCGUGGGGACUUGCCGAGUGGCUCCUUCCCGUCCUGAUGGCUGCCGUCUCUGCAGAGCUCUCCUUCCGGGUGUGGAUGUGCGGUGGGAGCUUGGAGAUCGUGCCCUGCAGCCGGGUGGGCCACGUCUUCAGGAAACGGCACCCCUACAACUUUCCUGAGGGCAACGCCCUCACCUACAUCAGGAAUACCAAGCGCACUGCAGAGGUGUGGAUGGAUGAAUACAAGCAGUAUUACUACGAGGCCCGGCCCUCGGCCAUAGGGAAGGCCUUCGGCAGCGUGGCCACGCGGAUCGAGCAGAGGAAGAAGAUGAACUGCAAGUCCUUCCGCUGGUACCUGGAUAACGUCUACCCAGAGCUCACCGUCCCCGUGAAGGAAGUGCUCCCCGGCAUCAUUAAGCAGGGGGCUAAUUGCUUAGAAUCCCAGGGCCAGGACACGGCUGGUAACUUCCUGCUCAGCAUGGGGACCUGCAGAGGGUCUGCCAAGAGCCCGCCGGCGGCUCAGGCGUGGCUGUUCAGUGACCAUCUCAUCCAGCAGCAGGGGAAGUGCCUGGCUGCCACUUCCACCUCCAUCUCCCCCGGGUCCCUGGUCGUACUGCAGGCGUGCAACCCAAGAGAAGGCAGGCAGAGAUGGAGGAGAAAAGCCUCUUUCAUCCAGCAUUCAGUCAGCGGCCUCUGCCUGGAGGCCAAGACCACCCAGCUGGUGGCCAGCAAGUGCCAGGCCGACGUCCCAGCCCAGCAGUGGCAGCUGCUGCCGCACACAUGACCGUAGCCUGGGGCCUCCUGUACCUUUUGCAUGAGACUUUGGGACCGGAAGGGGGUUAGGGUGGGGGAGUGUAAAGCGGGCCGUUUCCAUCUCCUCACAUUUCUGCCGGAAUCAUCAGCAAACACCACUGCCACGACACACGAGUCUCCAAAGCCUGUACGGGGAGGACGCAGGGGUGAUCCCCUGCUGCCCUGGCCGCCACCCCGGCCUUGCCUGGGGAGAGGAGCAGGUCAGGAUGCUGGACUGCUACUGGGCAGAGACUGGGCAGGAGCCCUGGUCCUUUGUUACCUCCCUUCACCCUUCCGAGGUCUGGACAGUGGUUGGGGGCCUCCCCUUGUUGGCUGGGGAGAACGAGGGCAGCAGCCCACGCGGGUCCCGCUGGGCCAGGGGUCUGCCUAUGGGAUCGGGCACGAGAGGAGAAUGUGGGCAGUGUGGACGGGGGGGCAGGCUGAAGGCGGAGGAAGGGGCAGCCUGCGGGGCAGGUGGAGAACAGCAAGAGGUGAGCAGCUCAGUGGCCUGUCCCAGGCAGCUGCUGGGUUGGGGGCGGGAGGGAUAGGAUCCAGGGCAAAGGAUGGGUGAUCUGCAGAAAGACGAGGACGGAAGAGCAGCAUAGCACUGAAAAGGCUGGGCCUCUCCCCGGGGACCUAAUUCCUCCCACACGUACCAGCCCCAGGGACAGUGCCUCCGGUCCUGCGCUCUGGUUCCCACGCCUCAGCAAGGGGCUGAAGGGGGAUCUCCAGGGGCAGCCUCAGGACACAGUUUAUUAAACAGAUCCCACUUCUAUGUG